UCCCCACAUGGAGGGGUUCCCAAAUUCAUCGAACUGGGAUACCCGAAGUGCCUUGACACAGAUUCUACCAAGCCGCCACCUUCACCCGGAGCUUCAGCCCUCCCACCCGGAACAUGGAAUCCAAAGUAGUCAUUGUUACCGGCGCAAGCCGCGGCAUCGGCCUUGCUGUGGCCCAAUCCCUGCUGGCAGCGUCCCACAAAGUUGUACUUGUUUCUCGAUCUGCCGACCAGCUCCAAGAGCUGAAGGAACGCUAUCCUACACAGGUUGCGUUCCUUGCGGCCGAUAUGACGGUCGCCGAUACAGCAUGGAAAGUAACGGAACUCGCCGUUCUCACGUUCGGCAAGAUAGACGGGGUUGUGGUCAACCAUGGCAUGCUCUCUCCUAUGACACGGCUCGAAAACGCCUCGGUUGAGGAGUGGAAGAAGCUCUACGACGCGAACUUUUUCAGCGCGCUUGCACUUACAAAGGAAGCGAUUCCUCACAUUCGCGCUUCGAAGGGUCGAAUGGUCUUCGUCUCUUCGGGUGCCGCGACGGGUGCUUACACGUCCUGGGGGGCUUACGGCUCUUCUAAGGCUGCGCUGAACUCACUGGUACGGCAUGUGGCUGUCGAAGAGCCAGACGUGACCGCAGUGGCAAUCAGCCCAGGCCGCGUCGAUACGGACAUGCAAAAAGAGCUCCGGGAGAAGGGCACCGAAAUGUCGAAGAACGACUACGAAACUUUUUCAACGGCCUUCCAAGAAGGCAAGUUGAUCAAACCAGAAAUGACCGGCCGCAUCAUUGCAACACUAGUUCUGGACGCCAGACCGGAGCUUUCUGGGAAGUAUUUCAAAUGGGACGCAGCGGAGUUGGUCGAGUAUCGCGAGUCGUAACGGAAACCUAGUAAUCUGCCCGCUUGUUGGUCAGCAUUGAACACGCUAUAGACAGAGGUUCAAGGCGGGUUGGAAAAGGGCAAUCAGGGGUAAAGAAGGCUU
This is a messenger RNA of Chaetomium fimeti, 971 nucleotides long. RefSeq lists its product as uncharacterized. The record is from RefSeq and is a predicted model, not a curated record. The coding region runs from base 114 to 869 and encodes 251 amino acids. Gene Ontology annotation, cellular component: intracellular anatomical structure. Lineage: Eukaryota; Fungi; Ascomycota; Sordariomycetes; Sordariales; Chaetomiaceae. Gene Ontology annotation, molecular function: oxidoreductase activity, acting on NAD(P)H, oxygen as acceptor. The transcript has 3 exons.